This is a messenger RNA of Dufourea novaeangliae, 2535 nucleotides long. Its product is annotated as GTP-binding protein Di-Ras2. The coding region runs from base 562 to 1374 and encodes 270 amino acids. Lineage: Eukaryota; Metazoa; Arthropoda; Insecta; Hymenoptera; Halictidae. Gene Ontology annotation, molecular function: GTPase activity; GTP binding. The transcript has 5 exons. The record is from RefSeq and is a predicted model, not a curated record.
GAAUCGCGGAGAAGAUUCAGUGGUGCCUGGACAGCGACCGGGGUGAAAUCCGUUUGCAUAUUUUUCGCGCGUUCUCGUUACACGCUGCCGAAACGUUUGAAACUCACGGGCGGCAUCGAUCAACGAACGUUUCCUUAUAGAAUUCGGAGCUCGGACCACCGUUGGAAGAUUCGUUAGCGAUCGAAGUUGCGUCAGGAGAGGGCUACCGAGGAGCCCAGGGAAAAUCGAGUUAACGUCGAAUCGAGUCCAAUCAGUUGAGAAGGGAGCGACGGGCGAGAAGAACCAGAGAAACGAGAAACGACAAGCAAUAGGGGGGAAAGAAGAAUCUUGGGAGUAAAAAGGAAAGGAAAGAUCGAGAAGAGGAUAUUAGGUUUGUAGAGGAGAUUGGUUAUCUUAAUGGGGAAGGGGGUGGUCGGAUGAUCGGAGUUAGAUUCUUGGUUUCAGACGCCCUCGGCCCACGAUGGCGUCCUGAAUCGUGUUUGGUUCGCGAUCGCGGUCAAAGUACGGGUAAAAGGAGAGGUGGCACGAGGAGAAGCAACGAACGACACCCACCAGCAAAGCAUGGCCGACCUUGAAAGAAUCAGAUUAGUGGUGCUGGGCGGUGCCGGUGUCGGGAAAAGCUCGAUCAUACGCCGUUUACUGGGGCAAGGAUUCACCGAGAGGUACAGACCCACCGUCGAGGACCUUUACUCGAGGGAAUGCGCGCUCGGCACGCUCACGUUCAAGGUGGACCUGUUAGACACCGCCGGAGAUUUGCAGUUUCCGGCUAUGAGAAGACUCAGCAUAGCAACGGCGCACGCGUUCCUCUUGGUCUACGCGACGACCUCGAAGCCGAGUUUCGAGUGUGUCAAACAAUGCUUCGAAGAAGUCAGAGAACAGCGGGCCGAUUUUCAGGAAGUGCCGAUAGUCGUCGCCGGAAACAAGCUGGAUCUCGCGUCCACGCGAAGGGAGGUGCCCAUCGAGGACGUGAGCGAGUGGCUGUUCUGUAAGCUGCCCAAGCUUCGUGCGAAAGCGAUGGAAUGCUCGGCCAAAGACGAUUACAAUAUCAAGGAUGUGUUCCGGUGUUUUAUCACUCUAUUUAAGAUCGUGCCGAAGAGCCACACCGGCGAGACGGACGAAUCCGGCCUGAGACGAAGGUGUUCCGCGUACGGAUCGCGCAGAUCUGGCAGCCCGCACGGCAGAACGGGUGGCACCGGCGGCCCCGGAGGGAAUUCACAGCAAACGGUCGCCCCGCAAUCCUCGACGGUGCUCGCUGGAACGGAAGAGGUGCCAAUAAAGAGCAAACCACGCAGUCGUAGCCUGAUCAGACGCGCCUCCCGGAAAACGAAACAGCAGAUCAGGGAUACUCACACGGACGACUGCAACAUUUCUUAACUCGUUUAUCCUCCUAGAGCUACAUAUACCCUCUUACAACACGCAGACUUGCUCUCUCUCUCUCUCUCCCGCUCCCUCUGAUUCAAAACACAAGAGUGAUCAACAAGAUGUGAUACAAUCGAAUACACUCGCAUCAAAGAAUUCGUAAAAUCAAUCCCAAAAUUUCAACUCAUUUCGAACAAACAUUUACAUUGGAGUAAGAGCGAGAGGUGGAGGGAACGCCGCGUGACUGAUGUAUGCACCGGAACCUCCGGCCAGUUCCGAUGUUUCUUUAUUCAACUGUUACUUCGAUAACCGUUCAACCGGACCGACAAACCAUUCUUCGAUUCUGAUCAAGAUCGAGGCGUGCUAGGCGUGCACUGUCAUCUACGCGUUAGAAGUAGCUGCUCCUAUUUAGUUGCCAGUGCGUGCCUAGGCGUGAACCGUAAACCGGACCGAAAGUGUCCCGACAAACGUCCUUUCCGUCCUUUUCCAUGUUUUUACGGGUCUCGCUCGAUUUCGCGUUGCUUCUUGUGAUUAGAUUCGUGGAAAAAUACGAUCGCCACGGAACGGGUACGGUCCGAAGGAAGAGGGCACAAACAAAUAAACACAGCUGAGAAAAAUCGAAAAUCGAGUGAGCCGUGCAUAAAUACCCGUAAACACGAUUCGUUCCAUCGAACGAGUUCGAGAUUUGCCUUUCGCUUUGAUCCGCGUUCAAAUUGAUCACGUAUUAUUACAAGUUUAUAAUUUCCUAUGAACCAACCGCGCAAACCAGGUGAACGGAAAUACAUCGACGGUAAAAAGAGAACGCGAUACAACCGAUUUAUCGAUUGCACGGACCCUACAAAACUAUUGCUGCAAACGUGAAAUAUUUUUCCUUUUUACCAAACACAUAUUAAUCCUUGUCGUUUUACCUUCGAACGUAUGUAUACACGUAUGAUGUAUGUAUGUAUGUAUGUAUGUACGCAUUCGCGAAUGUACGUAUGGAUGUCUGCUGUGUUUCCCCGUUUGUCGCAUGCGUGCGGCCGCGUGAUCCUCGUACAAAGACACCUGACCAAUUUUAAUAAAUACAUAUUUUACGACUGUCUGUUCGUCUAAACUGUAAGCGCAAAGCAAUUCACUGUACACUUUGAGAAUACAGUUUGUUCUGCUUCGUCGCGCGUACGUGAAUGAUCUCGAACG